AUGUUCCAAACAGAAACAUCCGCCCCCCUCCAGUCGAUCCGCUCGUCGUGUGACCGCUGCCGGCUGCAGAAACUCAAAUGCACUGUGCAAGCCGUCGAGCCAGACGGCCGCAUGGUGUGCGAGCGCUGCGUACGUGCUAAAGUACCGUGUGUCUUUGGACGACGCCGACGUGCUAGUCGGCCGAGCGAGUCCAAAAAACAGCAGCAGCAGGCGGACAAAGAGUCAAACACGGCCACAACUGGUUCGACAACGCCUUCAGCAGUAAACGUCAAAAGGGCUUCUGCACCCACCCUCGAUACCGGCGUGCUGACCCCCCCGUUGUCGACCAUCGACCCGCCAUUCGGCCUCGACACGCCCAUGGAAACUCUCAUGGACUGUGAUUCUGAAGGGUCAGCCUACUUUGGUCUUCCUCUCUCCCAUCAGGGUCUCCAUUCUCCAUAUCAAGUCAGUGCCAGCGCCAGCACCAGCGGCAAUAUGAUGGACUGGGGCUGGCUAGACGAGAACCCUUUUUCAGGAACCCAACAUGGAUCAUCAGCCAUGGACGAGCUGUACUGUCUCGAUCCAGAGCUGCUCGGUACAACCACCACCACCGGCACAGACAUGUCCACUCCAUCCUCCGGCGCACCCUCACUCAGCAUGGGCUCAACACCAACCGAUUACACCCAGGCCCUAGUGUCAUCAUCCAUUCUGCUCGAAACCAGCAGCACCAACCCUAACCCUGACACUCCUUUACCAACCACCACCCUCUCAACAACAACAACAGUAGAUUCAACACCUUCAGCCCCUCGCCGUCUCCCAGCUCUGAUCGCUGAAAUGCAACAGCGCCUCGAACUGCUCGAGCACGGCGGCUGGCUAGACCCUCCCGGCCCGGGCAGCGACGAUAUCAGCCACGCCCGCAGCUUUGACCGGUAUCCCAUCGGGGCUGUCUUAAGACUGACACAGGAGUUUGGCGCGCUCACGGGGGAGGUGUGGGUUGCCCCCUCAUUAUCAGCCGGGUGUUGUAACGGGUCAGACAGGUGUGAGAAGGGAGACGGCCUGGGACAAGGGCCGAAUGUAUCGACUGUGUUGUUGGUGUUGGGGGGUUAUGUCCUGCUUGUGCGACUGCAUGCGUUGGUGCUGGCGCAUUUGCAUGCUCAUCUUGAACGCUUGCCGUCUCCGCACUCUCAUGGCCAUUCUCAUGCCCACUCUCACAGUCCAACCCUCACACCAGACCAAGACUCCCCCCCCUCCCACCAAGCCCCAACAACCCCCACCGGCUCCAAAGCGAUGAGCAUGGGCGUCAGUCGUAUCCAUGCCGCGCUGGGUAUGCUGCUUGCCGCGCUGCAUGGGGUCGAGGCUCAGUUGGGACGUGGGGGGGAGAGGGUUAGGGGGUUGGUUGUUGCUUUGGGAUUUGGUGUUCUUGGGGGGUUGGAGCAGGGGGCGUUGCAGGAUGGGUUGGGAGAGUUGGGGGAACGGGUGAAGUUGGUGAAGGCGUUGUUGAGGGAGAAGAUGGGGUUGUGA
This is a messenger RNA of Dichotomopilus funicola, 1500 nucleotides long. RefSeq lists its product as uncharacterized. Gene Ontology annotation, molecular function: zinc ion binding; DNA-binding transcription factor activity, RNA polymerase II-specific. The record is from RefSeq and is a predicted model, not a curated record. The transcript is spliced from 5 exons. The coding region runs from base 1 to 1500 and encodes 499 amino acids. Gene Ontology annotation, cellular component: nucleus. Lineage: Eukaryota; Fungi; Ascomycota; Sordariomycetes; Sordariales; Chaetomiaceae.